This is a messenger RNA of Acanthosepion pharaonis, 762 nucleotides long. The record is from the annotation of a GenBank genome assembly. Lineage: Eukaryota; Metazoa; Mollusca; Cephalopoda; Sepiida; Sepiidae.
AUGUCGUAUAUACCGCCUCCAAUCAUUGAGCGAGCGACAAGAAAAUCGAAUGAGAGCGAAAGAGAUAGACUAGCGGCAUUCUUCGUGAGGAAAGCGACUAGGUUCACGAGAUUCUUCUUCUCUCUCUCUCUCCAGCAGAUCUUUUCUCUCUCUCUCACUGCAUUCUUCUCUUUGAGAUGGACUCUCUCGUUCACUCAGCUUUUAUUUCUCUCUGCAUUCUUCUCUCUCUCUCUCUCUCACUGCAUUCUUCUCUCUCUCUCUCACUGCAUUCUUCUCUCUCUCUCACUGCAUUCUUCUCUCUCUCUCUUUGUCUAUUUUUCUCUCUCUCUCUUUGUCUAUUUUUCUCUCUCUCUCUUUGUCUAUUUUUCUCUCUCUCUCUUUGUCUAUUUUUCUCUCUCUCUCUUUGUCUAUUUUUCUCUCUCUCUCUUUGUCUAUUUUUCUCUCUCUGUAAUUUUCUUUUUCUUUCUCUCUCUCUGUCUUUUUUUCACUCUCUCUCUCUGUCUAUUUUCCUCUCCCUCUUUAAUUUUUUGUUUUCUUUUUCCUUUCUCUCUCUUCUCUCUAUCUGGAAUAUUUCCUUUCUCUCUCUGUCUCUCCUUUUUCCUUUCUCUCUCUCUGUCUCUCCCAGGAAUAUUUCCUUUCUCUCUCUGUCUCUCCCAGGAAUAUUUCCUUUCUCUCUCUGUCUCUCUCUGUUUCUCUUUGUACUUUUCUUUUUCUCUUCUUAUCUGUAUAUACUUUAAAUAUAAUUUCUCCCUUAUCACUUAA